CCAUGACUUUCCCAUUCAAUUCGCUUUCCAAAUUACUGUAAACUCCUCUAUCUAGAUCUCUCUAGCUCAGCAAUGGCGUUCAAGAAAACUCUAGCUCAGCGCCUCUUCAAAAUCUCGAAAAUAUCAAAUCAGUCCCUGGAGAAUUGCCGCAUUUCCUCUCCCGCCGUCCAGCCUCGGAUACCUCAAAACCCGAGCAAAACCAACAUUGCUCCCGAUCCAGGAGAUAAUGGCAUCUUCAGACGGUUGUUCCACAAGAGAGCCCUUCUUCAGACGCCUGCCUCCCCGGAGCUCCGUUCGAUGCAAAUCGGGGAAAGCCUGAUGGAAAAACUCAGGUCCUUUGACAUCGCAAAGGGUAGGAUCAGAUUGGAUGGCCUGGUACCACCGGAAACCAACUAUUUAGAUGGAUCUAGGCCGGAGAGGGAACCGGAGAAGGAAGGUUUGUCGGCGGAGGACGUCAGGAAGUUGCUCUGGGCCGCGCAAUUGGAAAUGGUGAAAUCAAGGCUCAGAGAGCUGGAGAAUAGCUGGAUAUCUUAUCCUGAAUUCGUUCGGAUCUGCGGAGAAGGCUGUUCGGAUCAUGAACAAGGGAUUCGGGUUGCCAAAACACUUGAUGAAUCCGGAAGCGUAAUCAUCAUGGGAAAUGGCGUGUUCCUCAAACCAGAGCAGGUGGUGAAAGCCAUUGGAGGGUUAAUCCCAUUGCCAGCAACCAGCCCUAACGAUCCAAGAAGAAAGGAGCUAGAACAAAUGGAGAAGCAAAAAGCUGCAAUUGACAAAAAAGCCGAUGCCCUUGUUCGCCGAGAACUUUGGUGUGGGCUUGGUUAUAUGGUUGUCCAAACAGCUGCCUUCAUGAGGUUAACCUUCUGGGAACUCUCAUGGGAUGUGAUGGAGCCUAUUUGCUUCUAUGUCACAUCCAUGUAUUGCAUGGCAGGAUACGCAUUUUUCCUCAGAACAUCUAAAGAGCCUUCUUUUGAAGGAUUCUACAAAAGCAGGUUUAGUGUAAAGCAGAAAAAGCUCAUGAAGCUCCACAAUUUUGAUGAAGUGAGGUAUAAUGAGCUUCGAAAAAUUUGUUACCCCUGCUCGUCAUCUUCAGAGCAGAUACCCCCCAGCAUUGUCUCCACUUGUUAACACUUGCUACAUAGAUUGCAAGACGGACAAAAUCAUACAAGUGAAAUAUGCAAUUUUGUUUAAUUUUAGCCUCUUUUUUAGAAGUAGGUGCGGCUUCAUGUAAACCUGAUGUGGAGAGUCAAGCCCCAUAAUUUCCCCUUUUUAUUCAAAUUGAAAUAUAACAAAUCAAAUCAUUCAA
Molecule: messenger RNA, 1300 nt
Organism: Manihot esculenta (cassava)
Lineage: Eukaryota; Viridiplantae; Streptophyta; Magnoliopsida; Malpighiales; Euphorbiaceae
Product: calcium uniporter protein 2, mitochondrial
Exons: 2
Coding region: 73-1122 (349 amino acids)
Biological process (GO): calcium import into the mitochondrion; mitochondrial calcium ion homeostasis
Cellular component (GO): uniplex complex; mitochondrial inner membrane
Molecular function (GO): uniporter activity; calcium channel activity
Source: RefSeq, a predicted model, not a curated record